AAAAACAAAUAGAAGAAGAAGAACGAUUGUCAUGAGAGACGCGGGCCAGCACGGGCGCUCUGGUUCCCCCUCUGUCAUUGUUCGUACCUAAGUGUUGCUCUGCAGUCGCCAGGCGAAGAGAUCUGCGGGUCAGAGGAAAAUGGCGGACGGUGUUGAUCAUAUCGACAUCUACGCCGACGUAGAGGAGGAAUUUAAUCAGGAAGCUGACUACCCAGUCCACGAGCAGAUUGAUCUGUAUGACGAUGUAAUAUCUCCAUCUGCCAAUAAUGGUGAUGCUCCAGAAGACCGUGACUACUUGGACACACUUCCUGCACCAGGUGGUACAGAAGGAGGGAAGAGUGCCCCACCCAACGUGGUGUACACAUACACAGGAAAAAGGAUUGCUUUGUAUAUAGGAAACCUCACAUGGUGGACAACAGAUGAGGACCUGACAGAAGCCAUUCUGUCAAUAGGUAUCACAGAUGUGCUGGAGAUCAAGUUUUUUGAAAACAGAGCCAAUGGCCAAUCAAAAGGAUUUGCUCUGGUGUGUGUGGGCUCAGAGGCAUCAUCCAGGAAGUUAAUGGAGCUGCUGUCAAAGAAGGAGCUUCAUGGUCAAAAUCCCAUUGUCACGCCUUGCAACAAGCAGUCCCUCAGUCAGUUUGAGAUGCAAUCACGUAAAAGUACUCAGUCAGGCCAGAUGUCUGGAGAAGGUAAAGCUGGUCCUCCUGGAGCAGGCCCCCGUGGAGGUUUCCCCAUGGGGUGUCGAGGCAGAGGCAGGUUCCCUGGACCACCUGUACCCGGAGGAGACCGCUUCCCUGGUCCUGUUGGGCCUGGGGGGCCACCACCACACUUUCCUGGCAUGGGGAUGAGACCAGGUCUGAUUAGGCACCAAGAUGGCCCUGUGAUGGAUAUGGGUUUCAGCUCCUUCCCGCCCGGGGGCAGGAACGGGAGCUGGCAUGACAGAGGUGAAACACCUCAAGGUCCUAUUGGACCCCCCAUGGCUUUGGCUCCACCUCCACACAUGCCAGGUCCCCCACCAGGUGGACCGCCACCAGCCCCUCAUGUCAACCCAGCAUUCUUCCCCCCACCUGGUAACAGCAGUAUGCCCCCCAAUGACAGCCGAGGGCCCCCAGGGCCUAAUGACCCAUACGGACGCCCUCCGCCAUAUGACAGAGAUUACGGUCCUGGAGGCCGGGAGAUGGAGGCAUCACGGACUCCUCUGAGCGAGGCAGAGUUUGAGGAGAUCAUGAACAGGAACAGAGCCAUCUCCUCCAGUGCCAUAUCUAGGGCUGUGUCCGACGCCAGUGCAGCUGAUUAUGGCAGUGCUAUAGAAACCCUCGUGACUGCCAUCAGUCUGAUUAAACAGUCCAAAGUGUCAGCAGAUGACCGCUGUAAGGUCCUCAUCAGUUCUCUGCAGGACUGUCUUCAUGGCAUUGAGUCAAAAAGCUAUGGCUCUGCCUCCAGGCGAGAGCGCUCAAGGGAACGUGACCACAGCCGCUCCAGGGAAAAGAGCCGACGCCACAAGUCUCGCAGUCGAGACCGGCACGAGGACUAUUAUCGAGAACGCAGCCGCGAGAGAGACCGCCAUCGCGAGAGAGACCGGGACAGAGACCGGGAAAGAGAGCGGGAGAGAGAGUACCGACACCGCUAGGCGAAAAGGGAGGUAGCUCACGAGGAUCAAGGAUGAAUGGAAGGAAAAGGAGGAACACUUUGUGCACCACUGCUUCCCCACCAUGCAUGACCAGCGAAGAUUUACAACCACCACUACUUCUUCCUCCACUCCUCCAUCUCUUCUCUCCUUCUCCACCCAUCCUUCUCUCUGUUCAUCUUGCCUGCCUGACUAAGAGCAGUGGAUGGAAGACCCUGACCUGUGUAAGGCUGUGUUUUCCAAACCUUUCUCAUAGUAACUAAAGGUGAAAGAAAAACUUUCCAAAUUGCUUUUAUUUUUUUUAUUUUUUGUGAACGUGUGUGAUGCUUUUUUUUUUUUUUCUUUUUGAAAAGAAACAAUAAAAUGGCCUGCAUGACCCCCAGAUAGAAUAAUAACCCCCCCAUUUUGUUUUGUUUUUUGCCCUUGGCUCACUGUGCUGUGUACGUUGAGUUUAGAGAUGAGAUUUUAUAGGGUAUAUUUGGUGUUUUCCUCCCUCUUAUUCUCUUUUUUUCAUUGGUAGUAUGUUUGUAAAUGUCUGCUUUUGAUUAAAGAUUAGAUGGUGUUGUAAUAAAAAAAAAGUUACUGGGGUACUCUGCAUUUGGUGAAUUCCUCUACCCAUUUGAAUGUACAUUUUUGGACUGCAGAAUGUUUUUCAUAAUGAAUAUCUAUUUUUAGUUAAUAUUUUUUUAGCUAAUGGCUUUAGUUCUUUUUUUCUUCAAAGGGAUACAUUUUCUACAAGGUAAGAUCAAUUGAAGGUAUGUAUGAUUUUGCAAUGUGCUCUGAGUAGAGGAUGGGAGAAUAUCAGACUUUAUCAACAAGCUGAACUAUUGUGCUGGUAAAGGCAGCUUUGAACCUCACACUGUAAACCAAAAAAAAAAAAAGGACGGAUAAUGUUCACAAGUGGUUUCAGAUGUUUGUGAUUACACUAAGUAGUCGGCACUAGAACAUUUCCCACCAAAUUGUCUUUCGAGUCUCUACUAUGUUUUGUUAAUGUGAAAUGCAUUCAUUCAAAGAUUUGACCCAUGUUUGUUUUAUCAGCCAUUGUAGUUUAAGCCUACAUGUAAUUGGUCUUUAUUCAAAUACCAAUCAUGUUUGGUGAAAAUUUGCCAUUUGCUCCUACGUUCCACAGGGCCAUGUUUUUGUGUGUUUGCUUUUAAAACUCUUGCCUCAUAAAGGCCUAAUUCAGUACAGCUUGUUUCUAUACAUUCUAUACAUGUUUUAUGAAUUAUGGAGCAAAACACUAACUUCGUCAUAUUAUGCAGUGCGCUGCAUCUUUUAUUCGACCGUCCAUUUGUUUGUCUUGCGUUGUUGAAAUAGAAUGUCAACACUUUGUCAUACAGAGCUUUUAAAUGAUAAAUGUAAUGGAUUUGGCACAUAAG
Monopterus albus (swamp eel) is the source of this 3006-nucleotide messenger RNA. RefSeq names its product cleavage and polyadenylation specific factor 6 (gene cpsf6). NCBI's taxonomy places the organism in Eukaryota, Metazoa, Chordata, Actinopteri, Synbranchiformes, Synbranchidae. Bases 140 to 1630 code for a protein of 496 amino acids. The record is from RefSeq and is a predicted model, not a curated record. The transcript is spliced from 11 exons. Gene Ontology annotation, molecular function: RNA binding.